AUGACUUCGAAUACGAUAUGCUUUCAAGCACUACGCAUCGUCCAAACUGCAUUUGGAGAUGUUCAUGUCCCUGAAGACAAACCCGGAGGCCUUAUACACACAAUUCCCGGCGCAUAUUCGGAGCACAAAAAGCCCAAAGUACGGAUUGUCAUCCAGGAAUACAUUACACCAGUCAGUAACAUGUCGUCCCUAAGUACAGAGGCUUAUUAUGGCACUGUCAACCUACUUCCCUGGAAUCCGAAAUACGAAGACCAGUUCCUGCGUACUGCUGUCAUCUUCGGCUGUCCAACCUCUCUAGGAGCCCCUGGCGAUUGGAAUAAUCAGUGGGAUGUUGACACAGGUCGGGGCGCUUAUGACCACAUCUCGACUUCGGAGAUAUUGGCACAAGAGCAGAAGGCGGUCAAAUGUUCCAUGCAAUGA
Bipolaris maydis ATCC 48331 is the source of this 420-nucleotide messenger RNA. The record is from RefSeq and is a predicted model, not a curated record. Lineage: Eukaryota; Fungi; Ascomycota; Dothideomycetes; Pleosporales; Pleosporaceae.